CGACUGGGAGAGCUGUGCGGCGUGCGCGAGCACGAGAUAUGGCUCGUGGACAGCAGAAGAUUCAGUCUCAGCAGAAAAAUGCCAAAAAGCAAGCUGGACAAAAGAAGAAACAAGGACAUGAUCAAAAGGCUGCUGCCAAAGCUGCCUUAAUAUAUACCUGCACUGUCUGUAGGACACAAAUGCCAGACCCUAAGACCUUCAAGCAGCACUUUGAGAGCAAGCAUCCUAAGACUCCACUUCCUCCAGAAUUAGCUGAUGUUCAGGCAUAAAGUUGUUUACAGGUGAAUUCGUGACACCUUUGACUCUUCUCCUGUCUCAGACCUUAGGUAACAAACCUGCAGCUGCUUUUCUAACAAACUGUUGAUCAGCAAAAAUAAAGGGGCUACAGAAACACUCAUUUUUAUGCUGUUCCCUUUUGGGCUUCAUGCAAAGACAAUUCUGUGUAAAUGUACAGUUGACUCUGAUUUGGAAAUCUGAAAAUCAGUC
Messenger RNA from Eubalaena glacialis (North Atlantic right whale), 486 nucleotides. Its product is annotated as zinc finger protein 706. The coding region runs from base 39 to 269 and encodes 76 amino acids. Lineage: Eukaryota; Metazoa; Chordata; Mammalia; Artiodactyla; Balaenidae. The record is from RefSeq and is a predicted model, not a curated record. The transcript has a single exon.